Cladocopium goreaui is the source of this 2238-nucleotide messenger RNA. The record is from the annotation of a GenBank genome assembly. Lineage: Eukaryota; Dinophyceae; Suessiales; Symbiodiniaceae.
AUGUCCACUGUGGCUACGUAUAGAGACUUCCAGCUGGUGAGAGGGCGGCUGCAGGUCACUGAGACGGAUUGGGUCAAAAUUCAAAAAAGAAAAAGCCAAGAGAAGAUUAAAUGUGCUACCAUUGUUUUGGUUCUCCGGGAUAGGACGCAGAGACAGAAAGACAUCACGAUCCAAGACAAUGUUACUCGCUGUGGUAGCGGCGCCUUCAAAGAUGUGUUCAUGCUUGACAACUACAAUUUUGUAGUCAAGAUGAAUACAGAUGCCAGAACCAAGCGUGAGUGGGGAGAAGAGCAGCAUAGAUUUGACAAGUACAAAGACAAAGUGGAGAAUGAAAUGAUGUAUUGUUUCGGGCAAAUCUUCUUGGAGAAGACCAGUAUGAUACAUGGUGAUUUUUUCACAGGAGAUUCUUCACUGCGAGACGGUGACGCAUCUAUCCUGCUUGCAGAGAAGUUGAUCUUCACCGGCAAAUCGAAAUUGACAUCAUUCUUCACGACAAUGCAAUGCACGCCUCAGGCAUGGGAAUCCUAUGUUCAGAUGCAGGUCGAGAUUUUGCGUCUGCUGUUCCGGUUCGUGCAUCAGGAAGUGAUACCUUGGGAUGCCAAGAUUGAUAAUGUCGGCCUGGCAGAAGGAAGGGAGCCACAUUCAGCUCCAGUCUGGGUAUUUUGCGAUCUGGAUGGACUGCGAGACAAAACAGAGCAUGUAAACAUUGGAGGUGCUUUCAAAAAGAUUGUGCAGACGAUGGUCAACCAAGAUCACAACCUGAUGCAGCCCCACCAAAGGGAUGCGAUCGCCCAUGGCUGGCAAGCUCCGUAUGAAAAAGUGCAAACUUUGAUACGCGGAGCUUUGGUGACUGACACAAUGGGCCAAGAACGCUGGACGUUUCCAUCGGCAAGUCCAUCUUAUUUGCAAGAGCUGGAAAGGGAGAUUCGUCAAGUGAAGCCUGAGACGGGAGACAAGGAGGCGAACUUUCCGUAUCCUUUCACCCAAAAUUUGUUGCCAAGGACAUCUGCAGCCGAAGUGCGUGGUGCAGCAGCUGUCAAUGCGCCAUCCACAGAUGCAAGCAUGAAAUCAAGAAGUGGGGCAGAUGAUCCACCACCACCUCGGGAAAUCAAUCAAUGGGGCACGACAAUUUGUCCAGAGCUCUUAGAAGUGUCCAGUUUAUUGGUAUGCAGACUGACACGAACUGAUCUCGCUUCUGAGGUGGAAGUGUUGGUGAAAUGCAGUCCCAAAGAGGAUGCUUCUGAUCAAUGGCAUUUGUUUAUCUUGGCUGCACCAAAGAAGUUGUUGAUGUUGCGUGGAGAAGAAACUAUUGGCAUCUGCAAAAGACAUGGUGCAAACUUGGCGGCAGCAUCGCAGAAUGCUUCGUCUGAAGUGUUUGAGAUUACAAGCUGUCUGCAUCCAAGUGGACACAUUGCCACAAUUUUUUGGGACAGAAUUGCCCAAGACUCCUGGGGUGAAGUGUGUCGUGAAGCUGUAGGAGCUAUCUUGUCUGGUUUGAAUUUGGGUCAGUGGCAAGACUCCAUGAUGAAGCAGAGUCUCGACGAUUUGACGUCGCAGUUUCGGGUGGUGCAGGGACAGCGUGGUUUUUUUUCGCGACCACAAAGGCCAGAUCGUCCUCAGGCGGUGACCUACGAGCAGCGUGAAAGCUCGCAGCAAAUGAUGCCAUAUGAAAAAACAAGAGCCAAGAAAUCAAGAAGAGCACAUCGAAGCGCGCAAAUUCCUGACGUCAAUCGGGAGCCUCAUGUGUUUCGAGUGGUGCAAGAUUUGCUGCGACUGGUGCACAACAUGCUGCCUCUUCAACGCAUCGGUCAGCUAGACAGGCAGCGUGCUGAGCACAAGUGUUGGGAGCGCUCAAAGGAAGCGGCCUUUAACUUCGCUAAUUCAGAUCGUGUGCUUGGACUGUUUCGCCACGUUGACGCUGGAUGGUUUCACCAAGGUGAUGAAGAUGGUGACCAUUGCAAAUAUGGUUUGCAAGCAGACAAGAUCCUAGAUGCCAUUGAAGCAUUGAAGAAGUGGUUGCGUCCCAGAGCUGGAAAGAAUGAAACGGAGGAUGCAGAGAUCGAGAAGAUGUCUUGGCGUACCACAUUGUGUUUUUAUGAAUUUGAGAUGUCUGACACAGAAAUUGACCAUCUGGCAGCGACGGCUAUCGCAAUUCUGCAUGUGCGAUGGCAGUGGAUUUCAUCGUGGCUUACCACAGAGAGGCUAAAAAUGUCUUCCGCAAGUUCAGCAGCGGCGUAA